ACCAUCCCCAGCCAAGACAAGCAGCACAUUCACAAAUAACGCCCCCACCCCCAGCGCACGCGCUCCCAUUCAAAGCAGCCCGGCUCCGCGGCCGCACAGCCGCUCGGAGACGCGCCGGGCCCAGCGCAGCCCUGCACUGCCGGGCGCACCCUCCAGCCCGCCUGCCGGCAGUCGCGGACCCCUGCAGUCCGCCCAGGAGGCGGCUACUUCUUCCAGGGAGGGGGGUCCACGCCGGAGACUCUCGUUGGUGCUCCCUCCUCUCCCCGGUGACUAUGGCAAGGCUAGAGACGCCUCCGCGCCCGGGGUUCCUGGCCCGCCUCCUCCGUGGCACCUGGUGCCUGCUCUAUGUCGCCGGUCAGGUAUGCGGAGACCAAAGCCAAGGAGCUGUUUUCCUGCGGGAGUUUACACUGAUUCGAAGAGAGAGCCUUCAUGAAGAUUUUCUGUCUGACCUCUUGAAUAGUCACAAAACUGAAGACUCGAGCUCCAGGACAGCACGCUCCGAGGAGGACAGGGACGGCCUUUGGGAUGCCUGGGGCCCGUGGAGCGAGUGCUCGCGCACGUGCGGGGGAGGGGCCUCCUACUCGCUGAGACGCUGCCUCAGCAGCAAGAGCUGUGAAGGAAGAAAUAUCCGAUAUAGAACAUGCAGCAAUGUGGACUGCCCACCAGAAUCAGGUGAUUUCCGAGCUCAGCAAUGCUCUGCUCAUAAUGAUGUCAAGCACCAUGGCCAGUUUUAUGAAUGGCUUCCUGUGUCUAAUGACCCUGACAACCCAUGUUCACUCAAGUGCCAAGCCAAAGGAACAGCUUUGGUUGUUGAACUAGCACCUAAGGUCUUAGAUGGAACUCGUUGCUAUACAGAAUCUUUGGAUAUGUGCAUCAGUGGUUUAUGCCAAAUUGUUGGCUGUGAUCACCAGCUGGGAAGCACCGUCAAGGAAGAUAACUGUGGGGUCUGCAACGGAGAUGGGUCCACCUGCCGGCUGGUCCGAGGGCAAUAUAAAUCCCAGCUCUCCGCAACCAAAUUGGAUGACACUGUGGUUGCCAUUCCCUAUGGAAGCAGACAUAUUCGCCUUGUCUUAAAAGGACCUGAUCACUUGUAUCUGGAAACCAAAACUCUCCAGGGGGCUAAAGGUGAAAACAGUCUCAGCUCUACAGGCACCUUUCUUGUGGACAAUUCUAGUGUGGACUUCCAGAAAUUUCCAGACAAGGAGAUACUGAGAAUGGCUGGACCACUGACAGCAGAUUUCAUUGUCAAGAUCCGUAACUCGGGGCCGGCCGACAGUGCUGUGCAGUUCAUCUUCUAUCAGCCUAUCAUCCACCGAUGGAGGGAGACGGAUUUCUUUCCUUGCUCAGCAACGUGUGGAGGAGGUUACCAGCUGACAUCAGCUGAGUGUUAUGACCUUCGGAGCAACCGCGUGGUUGCCGACCAGUACUGUCACUAUUACCCAGAGAACAUCAAACCCAAACCCAAGCUCCAGGAGUGCAACUUGGAUCCUUGUCCAGCCAGUGACGGAUUCAAGCAGAUCAUGCCUUAUGACCUCUACCACCCCCUUCCUCGGUGGGAGGCCACCCCGUGGACCGCGUGCUCCUCCUCGUGUGGGGGGGGCAUCCAGAGCCGGGCAGUUUCCUGUGUGGAGGAGGACAUCCAGGGGCAUGUCACUUCAGUGGAAGAGUGGAAAUGCAUGUACACCCCUAAGAUGCCCAUCGUGCAGCCCUGCAACAUUUUUGACUGCCCUAAAUGGCUGGCACAGGAGUGGUCUCCGUGCACAGUGACGUGUGGCCAGGGCCUCAGGUACCGGGUGGUUCUCUGCAUCGACCAUCGAGGAAUGCACACAGGAGGCUGUAGCCCCAAAACAAAGCCCCACAUCAAAGAGGAAUGCAUCAUACCCACUCCCUGCUACAAACCCAAAGAGAAACUUCCGGUGGAGGCCAAACUGCCUUGGUACAAACAGGCUCAAGAACUCGAAGAAGGAGCGGCUGUGUCAGAAGAGCCCUCGUUCGUCCCCGAGGCCUGGUCGGCCUGCACGGCUCCCUGCGGCGUGGGCACCCAGGUGCGAGUGGUCCGGUGCCAGGUGCUACUGUCUUUCUCCCAGUCGGUGGCCGACCUGCCCGUGGACGAGUGUGAAGGGCCCAAGCCGGCUUCCCAACGCGCCUGCUACGCAGGACCGUGCGACGGGGACACGCCGCGGUUCCACUCGGAUGAGACGCAUGGGCUCCUCGGUGGCCUGCAGGAUUUGGACGAGCUGUAUGACUGGGAGUACGAGGGCUUCACCAAGUGCUCCGAGUCCUGUGGAGGAGGUGUCCAGGAGGCCGUGGUGAGCUGCCUGAACAGACAGACUCGGGAGCGGGCUGACGAGAACCUGUGCGUGACCAGCCGCCGGCCCCCGCAGCUCCUGAAAUCCUGCAAUUUGGACUCCUGCCCAGCAAGGUGGGAAAUUGGCAAGUGGAGUCCGUGUAGUCUCACUUGUGGGGUUGGCCUACAGACCAGAGAUGUCUUCUGCUCCCACCUCCUUUCCAGAGAGAUGAAUGAAACCGUAAUCCUAGCUGAUGAGCUGUGUCAACAGCCCAAGCCCAGCACAGUGCAGGCUUGUAACCGCUUCAAUUGCCCCCCAGCCUGGUACCCUGCACAGUGGCAGCCGUGUUCCAGGACCUGCGGAGGGGGUGUUCAGAAACGUGAGGUUCUUUGCAAGCAGCGCAUGGCUGACGGCAGCUUCCUGGAGCUUCCUGAAACCUUCUGUUCAGCCUCAAAACCGGCCUCCCAGCAAGCCUGCAAGAAAGAUGACUGCCCCAGCGAGUGGCUUCUCUCAGACUGGACAGAGUGCUCCACAAGCUGUGGAGAGGGCACCCAGACUCGAAGCGCCAUUUGCCGGCAGGUGCUAAAAAGUGGCGUCUCCACCGUUGUCAAUUCCACACUGUGCCCACCUCUGCCUUUCUCUUCCUCCAUCAGGCCCUGCAUGCUGGCAACCUGUGCAAGGCCCGGGCGGCCGGCCCCCAAGCACAGCCCGCACAUCGCCGCGGCCAGGAAGGUCUAUAUCCAGACCCGCCGGCAGAGGAAGCUGCACUUCGCCGUGGGGGGAUUCGCCUACCUGCUUCCUAAGACGGCCGUGGUGCUGCGCUGCCCCACGCGCCGCUUCCGCAAGCCGCUCAUCACCUGGGAGAAGGACGGCCAGCACCUGGUCAGCUCCGCGCACGUCACGGUGGCGCCCUUCGGCUACCUGAAGAUCCACCGCCUCAAGCCCUCGGACGCGGGCGUGUACACCUGCUCCGCCGGCCCGGCCCGGGAGCAGUUCGUGAUCAAGCUCGUCGGAGGCAACCGCAAGCUGGUGGCCCGGCCCUUGAGCCUGCGGAGUGACGAGGAGGCCCUGGCGGCGAGGAAGGCCGGCCUGAAGGAGGCCCUGCACACGCACAAGCACCAGAACGGCAUCUUCUCCAACGGCAGCAAGGCGGAGAAGCGGGGCCUGGCCGCCGACCCGGGGAGCCGCUACGACGACCUCGUCUCCCGCCUGCUGGAGCAGGGGGGCUGGCCCGGGGAGCUCCUGGCCUCGUGGGAGGUGCAGGACUCCGCGGAGAGGAACGCGUCCUCGGAGGAGGACCCGGGCGCCGAGCAGGCCCUUGUGCACCUGCCUUUCACCAUGGUGGCCGAACAGAGUCGCUUGGACGACAUUCUCAGGAACCUCUCCCAGCAGCCGGAGGAGCUUCGCGACCUCUACAGCAAGCACCUGGUGGCCCAGCUGGCCCAGGAUAUCUUCCGCAGCCACCUGGAGCACCAGGACGCACUCCUCAAGCCCUCUGAAGGGCGGACUCCCCCCGUGGCUGUCCCUCCUCAUAAACACGUGUCUGGCCUCAGCAGCUCCCUGCGGACCUCCGCGAGCGAGGCCGGGGGCAGCUCUCGCAGGCCACACCGCAAGCCCACCAUCUUGCGGAAGAUCUCAGCUGCCCAGCAGCUCUCAGCCUCUGAGGUGGUCACCCACCUGGGACAGACAGUGGCCUUGGCCAGCGGGACGCUGAGUGUGCUUCUCCACUGUGAGGCCAUAGGCCACCCAAGGCCGACCAUCAGCUGGGCCAGGAAUGGAGAGGAGGUUCAGUUCAGUGACAGGAUUCUGCUACAGCCAGAUGAUUCCUUACAGAUCUUGGCACCAGUGGAAGCUGACGUGGGUUUCUACACAUGCAAUGCCACAAAUGCCUUGGGAUAUGACUCUGUCUCCAUUGCCGUCACACUAGCAGGAAAGCCACUAGUGAAAACAUCACGAAUGACCAUGCUCAACACUGAGAAGCCUGCAGUCACUGUCGAUAUCGGAAGCACCAUCAAAACCGUGCAGGGAGUUAAUGUAACAAUUAACUGCCAAGUUGCAGGUGUCCCUGAAGCUGAAGUCACUUGGUUCAGGAACAAAAGCAAGAUGGGCUCCCCUCACCAUCUGCACGAGGGCUCCUUGCUGCUCACGAACGUGUCGUCCUCAGAUCAGGGCCUGUACUCCUGCAGGGCGGCCAAUCUUCACGGAGAGCUAACCGAGAGCACCCAGCUGCUGAUCCUUGAUCCCCCUCAAGUCCCCACACAGUUGGAGGACAUCAAGGCUUUGCUCUCAGCCACUGGACCAAACCUUCCUUCAGUGCUGACGUCUCCUCUGGGAACACAGCUGGUCCUGGAUCCUGGGAAUUCCGCUCUCCUUGGCUGCCCCAUCAAAGGAUACCCUACCCCCAAUAUCACCUGGUUUCAUGGUGGUCAGCCAGUUGCCACUGCCACGGGACUGAGGCAUCGUAUCUUGGCAGCUGGACAGAUUCUUCAAGUUGCAAACCUUACUCGUGGGUCUCAAGGAGAAUUCAGCUGCCUUGCACAGAAUGAGGCAGGGACCCUCGUGCAGAAGGCUUCUUUAGUGAUCCAAGAUUACUGGUGGUCUGUGGACAGACUGGCAACCUGCUCGGCCUCCUGUGGUAACAGGGGGGUCCAGCAGCCCCGCCUGAGGUGUCUGCUGAACAGCAUAGAGGUUAGCUCGGCACUCUGUGCAGGGAAGGUCCGCCCCACCGUGCAGCCCAUCGCCUGCAACCGGAGAGACUGCCCUGCUCGGUGGAUGGUGACCUCCUGGUCUGCCUGUACCCGGAGCUGCGGAGGAGGCGUCCAGACCCGCCGGGUGACCUGUCAGAAACUGAAAGCCUCUGGGAUCUCCACCCCUGUGUCCAAUGACAUGUGUGCCCAACUCACAAAACGGCCCAUGGACACCCAGGCCUGUAACCAGCAGCUGUGUGUGGAGUGGUCCUUCUCCGGCUGGGGUCAGUGUAAUGGACCUUGCAUUGGGCCUCAUCUAGCUGUGCAACACAGACAAGUCUUCUGCCAGACACGGGAUGGCAUCACCUUACCAUCAGAGCAGUGCAGUGCCCUUCCAAGGCCUGUGAGCACCCAGAACUGCUGGUCAGAGGCCUGCAGCGUACAUUGGAGGGUCAGCCUGUGGACCCUGUGCACUGCAACCUGCGGCAACUAUGGCUUCCAGUCCCGGCGAGUGGAGUGUGUGCACGCCCGCACCAGCAAGGCAGUCCCUGAGCACCUGUGCUCCUGGGGGCCCCGGCCUGCCAACUGGCAGCGCUGCAACAUCACCCCAUGUGAAAACAUGGAGUGCAGAGAUACCACCAGAUACUGUGAGAAGGUGAAACAGCUGAAACUCUGCCAGCUCAGCCAGUUUAAAUCUCGCUGUUGCGGAACGUGUGGCAAAGCAUGAAGACAGGGCACAAGAAAGAACUCUACCCUGGCCAAAGGACUCACGCACCCACCUUGGAUAGAACUUACGCUUUCUUGUUUAUUUAUUUAUUUUCCUCCUCUCCACCCCACACAGCGUCCUCCAACCUCCUUCCCUGCCCUCCAUCUCCACCCUCAAUCAGGAGGACCUGCGUUCCCCUAUCAGUUAGCAGGAGGGCAGAGUGGAGGGAAAGGAAGGAUCGGGUGUCUAAAGGAGGCUGCAGAGGCUGCCAAACAGAUGGCAGGGGCUGUCAGACCAGGGGCUCCCUUCCAAGCCUGGACCUUAAAGAGACGUAGGACGAGGCAGGCACGGCCCCCAGGGAGCCAAGGAGUUGGUGAGUAUUAGUGCAAAUGUCAGACAACCAACUGUCUUUCCUAGAAACACAGUCAAUGCCACAGUGUGCUGCUCCUUCCCGGGUGCCUCUGCCUCUGUCCCCUUCCUCACCAUUAGGACAAGGAAGGAGGGGGACCCUAUACUGAGACAAAUCUUCUAGUGGGGGGGCACAGAGAACUGAAAACGUGGGUAGGUAGAAGUAAAGAAGGGAGCAAAGUCUAAGGCACACAGCCAUGCAGAAAGUAACGUAAGGAGGAAAGGGACAGAAGCAAAAAGCAGCCUGUGUGCACCCAGCAGGGAGGAGCAGGCGGGCAGGAGGGCUUCUGGGCAGCCACGUGAGGCUCACACUGCUUCCAUGGUGUGCCCACAUUGUGUGGUAGGACAUAACAGCCUCUGUGGCAGAGGAGUGGAGGCAUGUCCCCCCUCCCUUGCUAUCUGAGUAAACUUCCUGCCCAUGCGGCUACAGCAAAGCCAAAAAGAGGUCACCACCUGGCUAUGCAGUGAGGCCAUCCCUGGCACCUCUUCAUCUGAAUCAAGAAUUUCCCACCUCUGGGAACUCAUUGCUCUGGGCCAGGGGCAUUCUGAGCAUGCAUGGGCUGAAUUUUCUCCCUAUGUGGCCUUUGCUGCUCUAGAUCAAUUCAUUAAUCAGUUUGCCACAAUAUCUAUCAGGUUGCAGCAACCACUCCUUUCCAGAGCCAGCCAGGGACCAGGGUGGGAACAAUGGGUUUGUGUGUGCUCACAGCAUCUCUCAGCAUGCCCUGCCUCUUCUGGCUGCCACCCUGGGGUCUGCAGGCCUCCCUCAGCACAGGGAGAGCCACUCUGUAGUAUUUAUCUAGCAGGUUAGGGCCGGGCUGGGGAGCUGGGGCAAAGCCCAAGGAUAGCUGAAGCUUACAACACAGUCUACAAAGGCUUUCCCCCCACAUAUAGCACAAUCCUUUCAAAUUUAUAGUAAUUAACACCCAUUUUGGUGAUUCAAUAAUUAAUUCAGCAGGCAAGCAGCGCGCACAUUUUACGCACAUCAGCUAUGGUGAAGUGGCCAGGGCAAAGUCAUAUAGUGAGAUGAAAACUGGGACUCCUGGGCAAAUCACUCCUGCAGCCCAGCAACAUCAGGCAAGGCCUUUUUACCUCCUUCCUCUGAGCAGCCCAAGCCUAGACAUCAGGGCAAGGAAGGGCAGCCAGAGUCACUCACCUCACACCGCUGCCAUAAGCUUCCCCUCACGUACACACUCAUGAAAUGCCACUCACCCCAGGGCCACCACUGACAUCAGCCAGCCUAAAAGUAAAACUUCAGAGAAAGAUAAUGUUAAUCUCUAUCUUCCCCAGGUUAGCUGUGGAAAAUUAGUUUGGGUUUCUCUCUUCCUCACCCUGAAAAUAGGCUCUAAGAAAUCAUGUUACUAAAAAUCAGUGUAAUGUUUAUUUAAAAUAAAAGAGAAUGUUUUCUAUGUCUGUAUAUCUUUUGUGAAUAUUUAUUAGGAUUUCUUGUAUAAAAAAGUGCAAUAUUAAUAAUUGUACAUUGUCAUCCAGAAAAAGGUAUUUUGGGGGGGGCUUUUUAUUAAUUUCCUACAGUUGUGUUCCUGUAAACCCCAUGAUUAUUGUAUUUUUCCUACUCUUAUUAGAACCUGGUGUUUAACUCUGGAGCCAUUCACUGUGUACAGAAUACAUUGUAAAAACUCACAUGGGAUGCCGGGGCAGUUAUGCAUGGAAUGAUGGGGACAAAUUCCAUAACACACUAAUGUGGUCAAUUAUGCCUAGUUCACUAGCUGUUGAAAAUCAGUGGCAAAUAUUUGCAUUUCCAGAAUUGCAGGCAUUCUCUGGCUAUGCCACAUGUCAGAUUUGGGGCAGUGGGGCUCAGAGCCACCUGGAGGGCCUAGGUUUGGGGUGGGAAGCAGUGUGCUCCUUGCAUGAGAUGAAUGUACAUUUAAUGUUUGUUCUGUGAAUUGCAACUCAGCUGCACCACCCGAUUAUUUAGGGCUGCUGGAUAAUGUGGAAGGAGACACUUCCUCCUCUAAAACACAAAACUGUAUUUGUAUUUUUUGUACAGAUAAUACAGCUUAUUUAUUUA
Molecule: messenger RNA, 8115 nt
Organism: Nycticebus coucang (slow loris)
Lineage: Eukaryota; Metazoa; Chordata; Mammalia; Primates; Lorisidae
Gene: ADAMTSL1
Product: ADAMTS like 1
Exons: 30
Coding region: 273-5702 (1809 amino acids)
Biological process (GO): extracellular matrix organization
Cellular component (GO): extracellular matrix
Molecular function (GO): metalloendopeptidase activity
Source: RefSeq, a predicted model, not a curated record